Punica granatum (pomegranate) is the source of this 1196-nucleotide messenger RNA. The record is from RefSeq and is a predicted model, not a curated record. NCBI's taxonomy places the organism in Eukaryota, Viridiplantae, Streptophyta, Magnoliopsida, Myrtales, Lythraceae.
UUCACACCUCUUUCUCUUUUUCUUUCUUUUCUUUUGUAUCCUUUGGGAUAAUAUACAAUUAUACAACCCUUUUAUUCCUUAUAUAUACACUAGAGCUAUCGAUGACAAACCUCCACAGUUGCAUUCAUCUCUCUCACUGGAACUAUAUAUUCAUAUGAUCUCAUCACCAGUUUAUAGUACUAGCACAUAAUCGAUGGAUUGGUACACAUGGCUCUCAAAGACCGGGCUCAACCCGGCACUAGUCUACGAGUAUGGUUUAGCCUUCACCCACAACGAACUCGAGGAGGAUGAUCUCUCCUACUUCGACCACGAGUUCCUCCAGAGCAUGGGCGUCUCCAUCGCCAAACACCGCCUUGAGAUCCUCAAGCUUGCUCGUAAGCACCGGCGCCGCCACCCAAAUGGCAGGUGGGCCCACCGGCCAGACGUGCUACUCCCCCGGCUCCUACUCGCCAUCAGGAGCACAAAGAGACGGGUCGAGAAGUACAUCAAGAGCUGGGUCCACAAUGAGGACGACUCAUCAUCGCCACCCUCAUCGGCUUUAGUACUUGUACAUAAGGAUAACUAUAGUAGGGCGACCAGUGGGUAUCACGGUACUGUGUUGAAGCGGAACAAGAAGGCUGCGGCUGCGGCCGCAACUAAUACUAGGAGCAGUACAGAGCAAGGGACGACGGUGAUGGGGCGGUUGUUGCUGACCAACGGGAGCCAUACUCCCGCGAGGGAUAAUAGCUUCUGUGAAAGUCCGGUGGUGUGUCCGUUAAGUGGGACGAAGAAGAAGGACUUGGAAGAUCAAGGGUAUUGGUCAGCUGGUGUUGAAGAGAUCAGGGUAAAGUGGAAGAACAUCGAUUCAUUAAAGGGCUGCCUGAUGGAGCCAAAGGCCAUAAAACAAUCUGGAAAACUUUUCUAUGAUUGCUGCUUUGUGAUGGGCUGGGUCCAACGUACGAGUUUGUAUCAAAUGCUUAUUAGCCUUGAGAUCACGAAUGGGCUGGACUCAAGUUCAUAUCGUGCUUGAUGCCAAUUGCCAUCUCUCAGUUCGGUCGCUGUUGGUCGAAAAUCAUCAAAGGAUCGGGUCGUAACUUAGCAAUUUGACCAUUAUAUGAGGGUGUAAUCCUUUGAAACUAGUUCAUAGGUUUGCAAGAUCGAUAAACUUAAAGUACUUUGAGUUUUGUAUAUACGGGAGUUUUGCAGUAAUAAGUUAA